Messenger RNA from Phymastichus coffea, 2637 nucleotides. RefSeq lists its product as uncharacterized. NCBI's taxonomy places the organism in Eukaryota, Metazoa, Arthropoda, Insecta, Hymenoptera, Eulophidae. Gene Ontology annotation, molecular function: signaling receptor binding. The transcript has 7 exons. The record is from RefSeq and is a predicted model, not a curated record. The coding region runs from base 217 to 1839 and encodes 540 amino acids.
GCGAGGAUCGUCCUGGCGGAUACUGGUGAUGUUUGACAAUUUCGUAACUUUUUCGUGACGGUGAGUUUUUUCUUUUGAUCUUGAUUAAAAAGUCAUCUUAGAGUGUUACGAAAAACAUGUGUUCGUUUUUGAGUGCUUUACCCGUUUCGUUUUGACUAGAACGUUAAGAAAGAAGCAGUACUCAGAGUGUCCUACUGGUUGCGAGGGCUCUGGGAAAUGCGACGUAGGACAAAUCCAGUUCAGCAAUGGGUUGAUUCUUUACCAUCGCCAGCCAAGUCAUCAACUUCAAGCAUUGGAUCAAUUGUCAGGCAACAAAGUGUGUCAGUUGAUUCAGAAUCAGCUUCUAUUCCAGAAUGCUCAGUUGAGCAUAUAUACAGUGAGAAAGAGAACUACAUUAAACAUUCAAAUAUGACUGUUUCAACUCCUAUAUCAGUUCCUAAUUCACCUGCAAUAGUAUGCCCUGGAAUUACAAGGCUGGCGCGCGAUCCAAGCUUUCAAUCGGACAGCAGUCACUGCAGCAGCGUCGAAAGUCUCCUGGAGCUUCGCCGCGCCGAUCCGGAAGCUGUAUUAUUGAACUUAGGAUUCGGCGGUGGUGCAAGUAGUCCCCAAGAUGUUGGACCGCUCGCUCGCAUACCCAAACGUUUUAUACAACCGUCGAGACUCAAAGGAAUUGCCAUCGAUGAUUUUGUGAAACACCAGCAGGAAGCUAAUGAAAGCCUUGAUUCCACGUCGCUGGGAUAUCGAGGACUCACAGUAAUUAUCAAGGGAAACAGGACGCAUCUGCGUACACUGAUGCUUUGCUAUGCCAAAAUGAUGUCGAACAGCGAACAGGCGAAGACUGUGACUUCUCAGUUAUAUCAAAAAUAUUUAGAUUGGCAACGAAGUGAACGCGCCGAUCGUGAGGCGAAUCCCACGGAAUCGUCGACACUCGGGACCCAGCUUCGUUCGCCGUAUGUAGCGCCAUCGGAGAUCGUGCAGAAGAUCAUGCAGCGACUCCGCGAGCACGAAAGCCACGAAUUGGACGUCUACGUCAACGGCAGUUCCGUGCCGGAGCCUGGAAAAUUAUCCGUACUUUCGCCUGAUAAUCGACUCUACCUUGAGAGGCCUAGAUCUAAGAGUCCUGAUAUGCGCAAUAAACGCAUGAUCAUUGGCCAAAAGUCAUUUGCCUUCGGUCACGACGGCGACCUAAUAGAGAUAAAGACGCAGAGUAAGCAGUCGUCACAAGAGAGCGACGAAGUAUUCGAACUAGACAAAGAAACGCAAACUACAUCAAACCUAGGACCACCAAUAAUAACCCACGAAAAUGCUUCUAGCAGUAGUUGCAGUAGUAGUAGCAUUACAACCGAAAGUGCAUCCUCACCUAUCCUUAAUAAAGACUCGACCGAAACUGUAAUUUCAGUUCGUCGAAAUGAAUCUCUUGACAGGAAUCACAAUCAUAACGGUGAGCCUCGUCGUGCUAGUGAAGGAUCUUCUCAAGAAAAAUCUUCUUUGUCGUUGGAACAAGAUGAGAGUCGUCGAUACAGUGAUAGCGUUGUCGACGAUAUCAAGAAGAAAGAGGCAACCAACUUGCGAAAGAAGAAUCUUAAACGACAAACGAAACUUAACAACGAUGAGGAUAAACAAGAUGUUUGUGCACAUUGCGGAAAAACUUGCGAUACUGAGGAAGACAUGUCGUGUUGUUACAAGAGUGUCAAGCAAAAUUGCUGGCGCGAGAUGGAAAAAGUACUACAAAGGAAUAAGAAACUAGAAGAUGUCGUCAAUCGUAGUCGUGUUGAAGUCGCUGAGUUACGGAAUAUCUUAAGUAGUGUAUUAUCCGUCAGGAUGGAACCUGGAUUUUAGAUUUUAUGUAGUAUAUAGCUUAUAAUGUUUUUUUAGUCGUACUGCAAGAUUUCUGGCCAUGAAUUUCUUGGAUUAAGCGAAAAAUUUUAAAACUGCGAAUCGAAUUUAGAAACACCUGGCCUAAUUAGUAAUGUUUUUCACUAUAUAAUAAUCAUAUGUAGGAAUGAGUCAACUUUGUAUUUUUAAGCCCGUAAUUUAGUAUGCUCAAAAUUGUUUGUUACAGUAAUGCACAAUUUUAAUGAAUAAUUCUAUCGUACAGAUUUAUUAAUGUUCAUUCGUUUUCUAUCCGCGCAUUACUUGAAAAUCUUUUUUUUCUAACAUAUUUUGUAAUUUUGCUUCGUCACAUUCUGUAGAAAGAAAAUAGUAGUGUUUAACGCGCAAUUUUUAAACGAUAUGCAAAAACUUUUUUAAUUGUGAUCGAAUCAGGGUAAAACCCAAUUAGUUUAGAAUAUUUUAAUAUUCUAGAUUCCAAACAUGGCCUUGGUAGAUUAAUAUUUAGAUUAACUUUUAUAACCUCGUAUUUUACACGACAAAAAUUUCGUAUCGUAUGACCUGUAAUUUGAUUAUAGGAAUCAAUCGUUUUAUAAAUGUUGCCAACAAUCCAUCAUUUCACAUAACUUGUGAAACAGUACAAAUUAUACAACUCUUCUAAAUACUAUGCCUAUAUACACAAAUUUAAUUUAAUACAGUUCCUUCAUUGUCGUGAAAAUUUUCAACUGUGUUGUAUGAACAUGUAUAUAUUAGUCUAUAUAUGUAUUUAAUCUUACAUAAAUAAAUCAUUUUAUCUAUGGUUUCACC